CUAAUAGAACGUGAGAUUGGACGGAAGGUCAAGUGCGUACGGUCUGACAAUGAAGGAGAGUAUAGGGGCCCCUUUGAAGCCUAUUGCAAGAAAUAUGGCAUUAGGUUAGAGAAGACUCCACCUAAGACACCAUAGUUGAAUGGUCUAGCUAAGAGAAUGAAUAGAACAAUUGAAGAAAGAUUCCACUGCAUGCUCUCUCAUGCUAAGUUACCCAAGUCCUUUUGGGGAUAAGCUAUAAUGGCCGUGAAUGACAUCGUCAACCUCACGCCAUCGGUUCCUCUGAAAGGUUUCAUCCCAGAGGAAGCAUGGACGGGCAAAAGGGCUUCAUACAAUCAUCUCAGAGUGUUCGGGUGCAGGGCAUUUGUUCACAUCCCCAAAGAUGAGCGAGAUAAGCUUGAUGCAAAUACGAAGGAAUGCAUCUACCUUCGUCCACCCAAGGAUGACUUCGGCUACCAACUAUGGGAUCCAAUCAAUAAGAAGGUUGUCCAUAGCAGAGAUGUCAUCUUCUUCGAAGACCAAAAAAUUGAGGACAUUAAAAAAUCGGAGAAGUCGAGAUUGAGAAGCAGCAAGAGCACCAAACUUACACCAGUUUAAAGUGAGGGUAAUGACACACCUCAAGAACAUGAUGAUGAAUACCAUGAGCCUGUAUUAGAGCAAAGCAACCGAGAGACCCAUGGUGAACCAUCGCAGGAAGAUCCUCAAUCUAGCUCUCCACCAGCACCAGAGUUGAGGAAAUCCUCUAGGGUCAAAAGACCAUCCAAUCGGUAUAACAUCGAAGAGUAUUUGAAGUUCACGGAUGAGCGGGAGCCAUAAAGUUAUAAAGAAGCAAUCAAUGAUAUUCAUAAAGAAGAAUGGCGAGAAGCCAUGCAAUCCUUACAUGAGAAUCACAAUUAUGAACUCGUGGAGCUACCAAAAGGGAGAAGAGCCUUAAAGGACAAGUGGGUAUAUCGAAUCAAGACCGAAGAUAGUAGUUCAAAGCCUCGCUACAGAGCUCGGUGGUAGUUUUCAAAGGAUUUGUUUAUGGUCAAGAAAAAAGCAUUGACUUUGAAGAAAUAUUCUCUCCCUUGGUAAAGAUGUAAUCCAUCCGAGUUUUCCUUGGCCUAACAGCAGUGCAAUAUUUAGAGAUUGAACAACUCGAUGUCAAGACGGCUUUCCUUCAUGGUGACCUAGAAGAAGAGAUCUGCAUAGAGCAGCUCAAGGGAUUCAAAGUUCCAGGCAAGGAAAACUUGGUGUGCCGUCUCACUAAUAGUUUAUAUGGCCUCAAGCAAGCACCGAGACAGUGAUACAAGAAGUUUGAAUCCUUCAUGCAGAGCAUGAUUUCAAAAGGACGGAAAGCGAUCAUUAUGUCUUCAUAAAGAGGUAUGAAAUUG
This is a messenger RNA of Linum trigynum, 1370 nucleotides long. NCBI's taxonomy places the organism in Eukaryota, Viridiplantae, Streptophyta, Magnoliopsida, Malpighiales, Linaceae. The record is from the annotation of a GenBank genome assembly.